GAAGUUUUGGUUGGUUGCCAGAAUGUUCAUCUUCCUCCACUGUCUCUCUCUCUUAGAGGUGCUCACCUCUAAUCAAGAACAGAUUCAUUCAAAUCCAAGUUUUUUCUUUGUUAAAUUUCGAAACCAUGUACCCUGGUUACACUGCUGAAGUUACAAGCUUAUCUCCUAAAGCAACAGAGAAGGAUGUUUACGAUUUUUUUGCUUACUGUGGUGCGAUCGAGCAAGUUGAAAUUUUCAGAUCUGGUGAAUCUGCUUGUACUGCAUAUGUGACAUUUAAAGAUGCUUAUGCUCUGGGAACUGCUGUUUUGCUCAGUGGAGCCACCAUUUUAGAUCAAUGUGUAUGCAUACAAAGUUGGGGAACAUAUACAGAUGAAUCUGAUCCUUGGAAUAUUUCAUCAUGGAUGCCUGAAGAUGAUUCUAGCUCAACACAGGCUUUUCAUAUGGGACAAUGCACCUCCACCCGGGGAGAAGCUGUAACAGUGGCUCAGGAAGUUGUUAAGACAAUGUUAGCCAAAGGAUAUGUUCUGGGCAAAGAUGCAUUAAUCAAGGCCAAAGCCUUUGACGAGUCCAGUGGAGUCUCAGCUACCGCCGCAGCUAAGGUUGCUGAGCUUAGCAAUAGAAUAGGGCUUACCGAUCAGAUUUAUGCUGGCAUGGAAGUUUUUAAGUCUGUGGAUGAUAAGUACCAUGUUUCAGAUAUCACCAAGUCUGCCGCAACUGUCACUGGGACAGCAGCUAUAGUCGCAGCGAGGGUUACGGGGAAAGCAGCCAUUGCAGCAGGUACCGCUGUAGCCAACAGCAGCUACUUUGCCAAAGGAGCGCUUUGGGUUUCAGACAUGUUGAAUCGUGCAGCCAAAGCUGCAGCUGAUUUGGGUAGCCAUGAUAGUAAAUAAGUACAUUUAGUUUGCUUUACCCUUUGUUGUUGUACACAAACAGAUAAAAUUGCAUGUCGUAAGACAGGCACAACCCUUGAACAAUAACAAGGCAUGUCUCUUCAAACA
Messenger RNA from Corylus avellana, 998 nucleotides. RefSeq names its product binding partner of ACD11 1. Gene Ontology annotation, molecular function: RNA binding. Lineage: Eukaryota; Viridiplantae; Streptophyta; Magnoliopsida; Fagales; Betulaceae. The record is from RefSeq and is a predicted model, not a curated record.